AUGGCAUAUCCGGAGUUGCUGCUUGAAGCUCUACAGGAGUUUGAUUGCGAUGGUGCCAAGGGGUCAGAUCCUUUUCUCCAGAGAACCAACCUUCUGAUAGAUGUCACCACCAGGAAUUUUGCAGAUGAUGAGUUGCGAUUAGGAUUCCAACAGAUGUUUCCAGAAGGAUUUGGGGUCACUGCCUUUAUGCAUGAUUUCCUGACCGUCCCAGCAGACACCCCAGGGGAUGAUGACCUCAUGCUGGUUUGGGAUACGCAGAAAGCCUUGCCACCAACACAUGUCAAGAUCUGGGGGUGCCAGGUCUUUCAGAGUGAUCUGGAUGUGCGCACUUUUUUCUAUGAUGAACAUUCCAGUUGGUUUUUUGCAGACAAUCCAGGGAACUUGCCACGAAGCUUGCAACAUGUGGAUUUUUUCUGCGGAGGGGUAGGAGGUUGGUCCUCAGCCUUGAGAUUCCUCACCAACGAAAUCCGAAUGCCAUCCCGAUCCAUUGGGAUAGAGAUUGACCGUGCCAUUGCCAAGACAUAUGCCAUUAAUCAUUGUGUUGCCAGAGCAAGAUGGCUUGCCUUAGCAAUUAGAGUGCAUUCCAGUUUUCCACAAGUGCCAUUUCCAACAUGGCGCCUUCCCACUAUUGACACAGAUCAUGCAGUGUUCCUUCGACAAUGGGAUGAAGACACAAAACAGCAAUUGGCAAUCACUGAAGCAGUGUACAAAGUGGCAUCCGAUCCAAUCAAAGCUGGCAGACAUGGUAGGACCAAGACACCAACGGAAGUCUUGAGCAGCCGCAUUUAUGGACAUAAAAUGCACCUACCCACAUUUAUGGCCCAAUAUGGUAGUCAGCAUGAAUUGCCAAAUGCACACUUGGAUGAACACACAUACCUGGGAUUUUUCUUGCACGAUCACACCAUGCCUCAAGGAGCACGAUUUUUCCAUCCGGCUGAAGUCAACUUGCUUCAUGGCGUCAUUGAUUGGAUGUUCGUCUCACAUGACUUGAAACAUGCAUGGCGCACUGCUGGAAAUUCCAUACUGCCCAUUCAUGCCAUGAUCCCUUUGGUUGCGAUGCUCGGUCCACAUUUGACACAAACAAUUUCUAUUCAUGAUGCAGUGCUUGCUUUCCUGCAGAGGCGAAUCAAGGCCAAUGAGAUGCAAGUGUUUCAGGUUCCACAAGGUGAGCUGUAUACCCGGAUUGACACCGUACCUGUGCAGCCAUUCCUUGAAAGCUUGAAUUCGCUCCACCACAUGGAUGAUCAACAGCCCUUGCAGGUAUGGAUUCCACAGGUAGGUACACGUGACAUGCAACCAGUGCAGCCGACACUGGAUGACCUGCCCGACACACAGUUUGAUGCCAGUGCUGUUUCUGGUGCCAUCUCAGUUGCAUCCUCAAAUGCAUCCGAAUGCCCGCCCAAUGUGAUCCUGCAAGCCAAGAUCCAGGGUUUGGCCUUCCUUCAGUCAUUUUGGUUUGCAUCCGAUUUGCCAGCCGCUGUAGUUGAAACACCGUGGAAUCAUGCAUUUGCAAGUGAGUUUCCGGAUUUGCAUGCAUUGGAUGGUCUCACCAUUUUGCGUCCCCGUCCGUGUCCGGUAGAUUUUGGCAAUCCGUACCGAGAUGUGCUUGUACAAAUUUUGGUGGAUCAUCAGAUGACACUCAUGAAGAUGGAACAUGCAGUUCCAAUCCAAAACCAUCCGGAAGUCUCUUUGAUUGCUGAUGAACUUUUUGACCAAUUUGGGAGGCUGGAACCACAUCAAUGCACAGCAGAUCACACAGCUAUCAUGACCAGACCAAUUUGCAAUGGUGAAUUUCGUGGCCCAGUUUUGCAACUGCUUGCUGCCUUGGAACUUUGCCCUGUCCAGACACACUGGAACUCGGACAAUGAUGCGUUUUGCCUUUGCUAUCAAGGUGAUCCUAUUUGCUUGCAGACCAUUGCUGACUUCUGGACUGCAGUUGUGCCACUGGACAUGCAGAGCUUUUUAGGUCGCACCGUCCAAAGUGUCCCUUGUCCGGAUGGAGUCAUGAUCCAGUUUGUCCCAUGUCGCACACAUGGUGUCAUGUCCCCGAAUGCCUUUGCAGUGCAGCUUUCGGUACUGGCAUUCCGAUCCAUAGUUUGUGCAGUCAAUCAAACUCUGCCCCAAGAAGGUAGCAAGCCAGUCUUGAUCAAGUGGACCACAAGACCGCUGUUUAACGCUGAGCUCUCCGGUGACUUUACCAUUGCCAUGAUCAUCAAGCUCCUUCAUCAUGCAUUGACACCAGCCAAUGGUAGUGCCCAGCAUAGGAUUGUCCAUCAAGCCAAACAGAUCAUGCCUGAAGCCUACCUCCGUGACUUGGAAAUGCAAUCAAGACGUCAGGCAGUAGUAUUGCAUGUAGUGCUACAAAUGCAUGGAGGUGGACAAAAAACCACAGCCUUGCGCACACUGUUGACGGAGGUUAACCUUGCCAUGCCAGAAUUGCCUAAGCCGCAGACCAAGAAAUUGCCUCAAGGGUUGCCUUGGAAUCAGCCCAAAAGACGGAAAGGUGAAGGAGACAUUAAUCCCGCAGAUUUUGACAUCUUGGAAACCUUUUUCCAGAAUGAGGAUGGGACACCAUGUCCUCAAGUUUCCGCCGUCCGACCUCAGGCCACAGGUGUUUGUUUGCUUUCCAGCCUCCAGGCAGAACCUUGGCUCUCCACCUCCGACAAGAUCAGCAGUGAUGAGUUGGCACUCCUCGUGAUUGGAAAAUCUCCCAGCACCACUGUGACAGGGGAGGAUGUUGUCGUCCCAUGCAGAAACUUGGAUGGACACAUGGUUUUGUUGCAUUGCCACUUGUAUCAGCUUGGCACCAAGUUGGUGACUUAUCAAAAGGGGGACCCAAAACAAAUCAGUGCGGAUCAUUGCUCACUGGUAGCCAUCACCUUGCACAAGGAUGACUUUCAACCUGAACCAUGGGCCGAAGCGCUGCAUCGAACAGUCCCUUUCAUCCGGCAAGUUUUGGACCAGGAAAAUCUUGCGGAUUGCGUUUUGAGCAUUUGGGGCAGGUCAUUCCGUCAGGGAAAAUCCCCUUGUCCGCCACAUCAGGCUGCCACGAUUCAGGUCCAUUGUUCGGUCCCAAAAGACAAGUUGCAUAAGCUGCUGGCCAAGUCAGGGUUCAACAAGCUGUUCUGUACCCCAAAGAACUCUGCUGGUCGUCUCGACACUGGCUACCAAGUCAUUUGGUUGUCUUGUGAUUCUUGCCAAGCUGCAGUGUCCAGUGCAAAAGUUGCCAACCCCCUGGGACUGGUGAAAGGACGUAAGACCUUAGGUAUUCGAGUCACUGAAGCUGAUUUUGCAGCAGCGUGGCAGCUCCUGUGUCCACAGCAGCCGCAGCCCAUCAAACAAGCAGGGGAACAUGUUUACCGAGUUGAUGGUUUACCGUUUGGAGUGACCAUUCCCAUGAUGACCCAAUGGCGUGCCAAGAUAGGAUGGACUGCACAGCCAAUCAGGGCUUUGGGACCGCAAUCCAUGCUCAUGCGAUCUGACAAUGCACCCCCAGAAGGCACAAGACCUCAAGCAUCACAAGCUGCUGCAAGUACUGGUCGCACUGUUGAUGGCCCCACUGAGCUCAGACUUCAGGCGCAGGAUCAAAAGCUGAAAACCAUAGAGCAACAGCUCGAGAAGCUUGCAAUCAACCAAGAGACCAUGAUCAAACAGACAGACGCACGUUUCCAAGCUGCAGAGCUUAGAGAGAAACAGCAUGUUCAACAAGUCGCUCAUACCAUGGAUGCACUCAAGAUUGAAGUAGCCAAAUCGCUUGAUGUUUCUUUCCAAAAGAAUACUCAGAUGAUGGAUGAGAGAAUGGCAGAGCUCAAACAUCUGCUCAUUUCUCAGAAACGGCCUGCACCGGCCGAUGAUGCCAUGGAUGAUUGA
This is a messenger RNA of Cladocopium goreaui, 3870 nucleotides long. Lineage: Eukaryota; Dinophyceae; Suessiales; Symbiodiniaceae. The record is from the annotation of a GenBank genome assembly.